Molecule: messenger RNA, 1941 nt
Organism: Molossus molossus (Pallas's mastiff bat)
Lineage: Eukaryota; Metazoa; Chordata; Mammalia; Chiroptera; Molossidae
Gene: SLC11A2
Product: solute carrier family 11 member 2
Exons: 17
Coding region: 45-1751 (568 amino acids)
Biological process (GO): metal ion transport
Cellular component (GO): plasma membrane
Molecular function (GO): manganese ion transmembrane transporter activity; cadmium ion transmembrane transporter activity; iron ion transmembrane transporter activity
Source: RefSeq, a predicted model, not a curated record
CGUUUUGGCAGUGUAAACCUUGGAAAUCCUAUUCUAAGAACACCAUGGUGUUGGGGCCUGAACAGAAGAUGCCAGAUGAUGAUGCUUCUGAAGACCAUGGGGACUGCGCCAGUCUUGGUGCCAUUAAUCCUGCCUACAGUAACUCCUCUCUUCCACAAUACACCGGGAACUCAGAGGAGCCCUUCACUACCUAUUUUGAUGAGAAGAUUGCCAUUCCUGAGGAGGAGUACUCUUGUUUUAGCUUUCGUAAACUCUGGGCUUUCACGGGACCAGGCUUUCUUAUGAGCAUUGCCUAUUUGGACCCAGGAAACAUCGAAUCUGACUUGCAGUCUGGAGCAGUGGCUGGGUUUAAGUUGCUCUGGGUUCUUCUGUUGGCCACCAUCGUGGGACUGCUGCUGCAGCGCCUUGCAGCCAGGCUGGGAGUGGUCACUGGGCUGCAUCUUGCUGAAGUGUGUCACCGUCAGUAUCCCAGGGUCCCACGAAUUGUCCUGUGGCUGAUGGUGGAGUUGGCUAUCAUUGGGUCAGAUAUGCAAGAAGUUAUUGGCUCAGCCAUUGCCAUCAAUCUCCUGUCUGUAGGAAGGGUUCCCCUGUGGGGUGGAGUUCUCAUCACCAUUGCAGAUACCUUUGUAUUUCUCUUUUUGGACAAAUAUGGCUUGCGGAAGCUGGAAGCAUUUUUUGGCUUUCUCAUCACUGUUAUGGCCCUCACAUUUGGAUAUGAGUAUGUUACAGUGAGACCCAACCAGAGCGAGGUACUCAAGGGCAUGUUCCUGCCAUCCUGUUCAGGCUGUGGCACCCCGCAGCUCCAGCAGGCUGUGGGCAUCGUGGGAGCUGUCAUCAUGCCACACAACAUGUACCUGCAUUCUGCCUUAGUCAAGUCCAGACAGGUAAACCGAGCCAAAAAGCAGGAAGUUCAAGAAGCCAAUAAGUACUUUUUCAUUGAAUCCUGCAUUGCUCUGUUUGUUUCCUUCAUCAUCAAUGUUUUUGUCGUCUCAGUCUUUGCCGAAGCAUUUUUUGAUAAAACCAACCAGCAGGUGAUUGAAGUCUGUAGAAAUAGCAGCAGUCCUCAUACUGGCCUUUUUCCUGAUGAUAACUCAACACUGGCUGUGGACAUCUACAAAGGGGGUGUUGUUCUGGGAUGUUACUUCGGGCCUGCUGCACUCUAUAUCUGGGCAGUGGGGAUCCUGGCCGCAGGACAGAGCUCCACCAUGACAGGAACCUAUUCUGGCCAGUUUGUCAUGGAGGGAUUCCUGAACCUAAGAUGGUCACGCUUUGCUCGAGUGAUUCUGACCCGCUCUAUUGCCAUUAUCCCCACUCUACUUGUUGCUGUCUUCCAAGAUGUGCAACAUCUAACGGGGAUGAAUGACUUCCUCAAUGUUCUGCAGAGCUUGCAGCUUCCCUUUGCUCUCAUACCCAUCCUCACGUUUACCAGCUUGCGACCAGUAAUGAAUGACUUUGCCAAUGGAAUUGGCUGGAAGAUUGCAGGCGGGAUCUUGGUCCUUAUCAUCUGUGCCAUCAACAUGUACUUUGUCGUGAUUUAUGUCCAGGAUUUAGGACAUAUGUUUUUGUAUGUGGUGGCUGCUGUGGUCAGUGUGGCUUAUCUGAGCUUUGUGUUUUACUUGAUUUGGCUAUGUUUGAUUGCAUUGGGCAUGUCCUUCCUGGAUUGUGGGCGCACGUACCAUCUGGGAUUGACAGCUCAGCCUGAACUCUACCUUCUGAACAACGUGGAUGCCGACUCACUUGGGUCUAGAUGACUGAUGGCCUGCGAGACUGUAUAAGAACCAUUUUCUCUUAGUCCAUUUGUGCCAAGUGUCCCAUUUACAUAUCUCUGUUAGUUCAGAGGUGAGUUUUGUUCAAAUGUGUUGAACAAAAGGCAAAAAUUUCCUCAUGGGAAGACUUAAAAAAAAAAAAGCUGACAGCUGUUAAGUGUAGGUCAGAGACCCA